This is a messenger RNA of Carlito syrichta (Philippine tarsier), 1282 nucleotides long. It is a transcript of the gene FAM32A, whose product is annotated as family with sequence similarity 32 member A. NCBI's taxonomy places the organism in Eukaryota, Metazoa, Chordata, Mammalia, Primates, Tarsiidae. The transcript has 4 exons. The record is from RefSeq and is a predicted model, not a curated record. Bases 36 to 371 code for a protein of 111 amino acids. Gene Ontology annotation, cellular component: nucleolus.
UGUGGCAGAUACGUACCGGACGACAGUCGGGCGCCAUGGAGGCCUACGAGCAGGUCCAGAAGGGAGCCCUGAAGCUAAAGGGCGUCGCAGAACUGAGCGUAGCCAAACGGAAGAAGAAAAAGGACAAAGACAAGGCGAAGCUGCUGGAGGCGAUGGGGACCAGCAAGAAGAACGAGGAGGAGAAGCGGCGCGGCCUGGACAAGCGGACGCCGGCCCAGGCGGCCUUCGAGAAGAUGCAGGAGAAGCGGCAGAUGGAGAGGAUCCUGACGAAAGCUUCCAAGACUCACAAGCAGAGGGUGGAGGACUUCAACAGACACCUGGACACACUCACAGAGCAUUACGACAUUCCCAAAGUCAGCUGGACCAAGUAGCCUUGGCCCUUCGCCUGGAGCCACGAGGGGCAGUGGAAGGUCCUGGGGGGUUUAUAUAACUGUUGCUCUGCAUGCCCUCAUGUGUCGUGCCGUGGCCAUGCUUCCCAAAGCUGUGGACCCUUUCUGGAAUUUGAUUAAACUGACCAGCCUAUUUGAUGUAAGUGUCCUAGUAGCAUGUAGGAGACACACCUGCUGGUCGGGAGGGGAAGGUUCACCCAGAGGCCAAGGCUGUUUCUGUGUGCAGGCCAUGCGAACGCGGUGCAGGGAGUUGUGUCUCGCCCUCUGAGCCUGGCCAGUUGUCUUCGUUGAAUGGGAUGGGCCCCAGAGGGUCAGGAGCUAAUGCCAGCACAGCCUGUGAUGUGCAGACCCUACAGGCUCCACGGGGCUGCCCCUCCCGCUCGGGGCUCAUGUUGCCCAGGUCCAGGGACAAUGCAGCCUGUGUGAGCACCACCACCAGGGCAGCGAUGGGAUGCACGCUCUGUCCCUUUCUGAGCCUGUUCCCCAGGUCCCCUUGCAGACACUCAUGAUGGCAUUGCCAUGGCAGGCAUUGCUGGUCCACCACAGCGUUCUUGUGCUGGGAUCUGGACACACCUGCCCCUCAGCCCUCCGCCUGGGCUCCAGACAGCCUUGUAUUCAUUGAAUUGACAUGUCACACCUCACAAGCGGCAGGAGCCCAGCACAUACCUGCAGGGGUGCUUCACCUGGGAAGUCCAGGUUACCAGUGCUGGGGCCAGGCUCUCAAGGGCCCAUGUGUCCCAGAUAAGGGUCAAGCUGCAAAUGCUGUUGGGAGAGAUCAUCUUUGUGGACAUAGACACCGGAAAAGUGACAGGCACAAGGGAAGGACCAGGUGUGGGGUUUGGGGUUGUCCUGUGUAAACUACAGAAUAAAGGAAAACCAGUUGUUAAAUCUGA